GUUCUGUUCCAGAAUCCAUAAGCACAUCGAAUCUGAUCAACAGGGGAAUUCAAGAUCGCUCAGCGUUGUUAAUGGCAGCCAACUUGUUCUUAUGGAUACCCCUCGUCUUCACUUGGGUAGUGCCGGUGCUCGCUCAUGAACAUCAUGGAGAAGACCUUACAGAAGAACAACUACAUGCCCCAGUUGACGCCAUUCUCUGGAUACAUAUCGCCCUCCAGGCUAUCGUAUGGGGUUUCAUAUUCCCCGUGGGUAUGGUACUUGGACUUACACGAAGUAAAUGGCAUGUUCCUGUACAAAGUCUCGCCUUUGCCCUAACUUUUGGCGGCAUAAUUCUUGGCCAUGCGCAUGGCGGUCGACAGUUCCCUUCUUCUAUCCACUCACAUAUCGGAUCAUGGAUUUUGGUCCCUAUCUUUGCCCAGCUGGGCCUUGGGAUCUAUCUCAAGCUUCAUAUUCAUGAACGACGUAUAUGGCCCAUCCUUGGUUGGGCUCAGGGCUUGUUUGGCGUCAUCACACUGAGGGGGUUUUGCGGGGAGGUAGGAGCCGGACAAUGUGCUGCGCACUAUCUUAUGGGAAGUGGAUUCAUUGCCUAUGGUAUCAUUAUGGCACUCUUACUCGUUGUCGGGGACAACUGGGUUCGCCGCAGCAGCCGCAGUCCGGAAUGGUGGGAUUCGUGGGUAAUUAUGCUUUGGGGCAUAGUCAAUACAUUUACUGAACACCACGGUGGUGAAUGGAGUGUAAAAGAUAUGCAGCAUACGAUUCUUGGGAUACUGUGGUGGGCAGGAGGCGCUCUUGGCAUCUUCCUGUCUCGGAAUAAUCAGCGAAAUGUUGUCCCCGGCGUGAUCAUAAUAUUAACAGGAUGGGCUAUGUCAGACCAUGCCCAGGCUCUGAUGUUGUCCACGAAGGUUCACUCUAUGUUUGGAUACUCGCUGAUGCUCGCCGGUUUUGCACGUAUCCUCGAGGUUUGUUUCAUACCGCUGCCACCCUCAUCUCUAUUGGAGACGCCUCCACUGGGUGAUAAUGAUUCAGAACACACCCUGGCACCUUCUGCGCCCAAAGAUGCCGGUGUUGCCACAAAACAGAAUGCCGCCCGGGCAUUCAGGCACUUGCCACCGUUACUCUUUAUGUCUGCUACAGACGAGGAGCUCGAAGCUGUUCACGAGGAAGGAAUGGAUCACGUCACAUAUGUACUGUCGAUGUACAGCAUUGCAUUCCUAUUCUACCUCCUCACUGUCUUCUUGCUGCACCUUUACUCCACCCUAAUGAUGUUUUUUUCCCCUGAGGGCAUUGAGCUGUCAGACCCGACUGAUGCGAGUAAGUGGUAUGCGCCACUAUCAAGGGAGGAAGGGAGGUCGGCAGCAGUGCAUGUGCUUGGAGAGGAUGAAGAUGAUUGAUGUCUCGAUGGCAUGCUUGGUCGUAGUACUAGAUGACUUCCAGCAGUGUUUAGAACGUCGUUCGAAAUCUACAUCUAUGUUCUCAAAUCCUCGUACCUCCCCCCAUCAAUCGUCAGCCCUUCUGUCGUUGUUCACCUCAUCAAAUGACGGCAUCCUCGUUUUCUGCUGUCUUCGCCGUUGGCUUUGGUCCCUCCUGUCUCGCUUAUCACAAUGGAUC
Suillus subalutaceus is the source of this 1608-nucleotide messenger RNA. RefSeq lists its product as uncharacterized. Lineage: Eukaryota; Fungi; Basidiomycota; Agaricomycetes; Boletales; Suillaceae. The record is from RefSeq and is a predicted model, not a curated record. Bases 72 to 1391 code for a protein of 439 amino acids. The transcript is spliced from 12 exons.